UUUGCAAGAGAAGAGAGAAGAGUGGAGAGAAGAGAGGAGAGAAGGUGGCACAGAACAGAGAGAAGGGAGAUACUAGAGAACAUGCACAUCGCCCGCUGACAUACAUUCAGGAAUCAUGUUGACUCUACCGUAUGAAGAACCAGAUAUGACGUAUGAGCCCCGGUUUGGAGCCAACUACCCCCGUGGGAGCUUACCGGAUCUGGAGCCAAACCCAAUACACAGCCUGAACGUCACGUCGGACCCGGAGAGAGAGGGCGAGGAAGAGCCAGACCCGAUACACAGCCUGGACAUCACGUCGAACCCGGAGAGAGAGGGCGAGGAAGAGCCAGACCCGAUACACAGCCUGGACAUCACGUCGGACCCAGAGGAGGGUGACAUCUCAGAAAGAGAGGACGAAGAGAGAGAGGACGACAUCCAGCAGGAUGAAAACGGCCACCCCAGAAAGAGAGGACCACGGAGAAAGAAGUUGACUAAAGGUAGACAGGAGAGGGUCACGGUGCGCCGUCAUGAGGCAAACGCCCGUGAGCGCAGCAGGAUGCACGGUCUGAACGACGCGUUAGAGAGCCUCCGAAAGGUGGUGCCCUGCUACUCCAAGACCCAGAAGCUCUCCAAGAUAGAGACUCUGCGCCUGGCUAAGAACUACAUCUGGGCCCUGUCAGAGACGCUGUCUGCGGGCAAGAAGCCGGACCUGCUGGGGUUCGUUCAAACUCUGUGUAAGGGCCUGUCCCAGCCCACGACCAACCUGGUGGCUGGCUGUCUGCAGCUGAAAGCCAGGUCCUUCCUCACGGACCACAACGGAGAGGUGACGUACCCCGGUAGUACGGCCCACUACGACAACAUGUACCCCUACCCCGGGGCAGAUCUGGGCACGGCCCCUGGACAAGCCUGCAGCACCCUGGGCAGCGCCAAGCCGUCCUACCACAGCCGGCACUACAGCUACGGUGGCCAGUACGAGCCGUACUACGACCACACGCCUCCUGAGGGAGGAAGGGAGGGACACCUAGGCGGACAGAUCAGCCCUCCUCUGAACUUUAACGGCAUAUUCUCUCUGAAACACGACGAACCGGAGGAGUACGGGAAGAGCGGCCACUAUGGGAUGAGAUACAGUUCUGUGCCCGGUCACGGCUCCCUCAGCUCGGCAUCCAUGUACCGGGUCUCGCCAGAGGGCCGGUUACACUAUGAAUUACACCUUCGGUCCGCAGGGCAAACCCACAAGGCUGAGACUCAGAGCCAGCAGGCAGAGCCGCCAGGCUGGGACUCAGAGCCAGCAGGCAGAGCUACCAGGCUGGGACUCAGAGCCAAUAGGCAGAGCUACCAGGCUGGGACUCAGAGCCAAUAG
Molecule: messenger RNA, 1339 nt
Organism: Oncorhynchus nerka (sockeye salmon)
Lineage: Eukaryota; Metazoa; Chordata; Actinopteri; Salmoniformes; Salmonidae
Product: neurogenic differentiation factor 6-B-like
Exons: 2
Coding region: 116-1339 (407 amino acids)
Biological process (GO): axon development; positive regulation of transcription by RNA polymerase II; sensory organ development
Cellular component (GO): nucleus
Molecular function (GO): DNA-binding transcription factor activity, RNA polymerase II-specific; E-box binding; protein dimerization activity
Source: RefSeq, a predicted model, not a curated record